CUUUCUCAUAAAAUUUCUCGUCUCUCUCUCUCCUUCUCAGAUUCUCUCUUCGGGAGAAGGAGCCCUAAGGAUCUUUUCUCUCUCUCCCUUCUGUUAGGACCGACUCGAAGAAUAUCUUUAGAGAUUAAGUACUCUGUAGUCAAUCGAACCAGUGGAAGCGGCCGUGUGAGAAGAACACCGAUCUAAUUCUCUAAUCUGAUCUUUGAAGGCUCUGAACUUAAAAGAUUUGGUGUUGCUGCUUCAAGAGGGUUAGUCUACAUAGUAAGCAUCUGGUGGUAUAUCCUAUAGUAGCAGAAUGCCGAAAGAGAGAAGAGGUCGUUCUGUGUCUGUUGACAGGUCCAGGGCAUCUCCUUAUCCUUGCAGCAGUUCUAGUCGUGCCAGGCGGUCUUCAUCCAGAAACCCUUUAGAGCCUGUAGAAAAUGUAAAAGAAUGGGAAGAUGCCAAGAGGUCUUCAUCCAAGCAACCUUUGGUAACCCUGGAGGAUGUGAAAGAAUGGGAAGAAGCUAGAUGCCCUGUCUGCAUGGAACACCCUCACAACGCAGUACUUCUUUUAUGUUCCUCCCAUGACAAGGGCUGCCGCCCCUACAUGUGUGACACAAGCUAUCGCCACUCAAACUGUCUUGACCAGUUCCGCAGAGCAUUUGCAGAGACCCCAUCAGUGGUGCCACCGGAAAAUGAGGCUCCUCAGUUGAGCGGAGCCUCUCAGUCGUUGACGUCGGAAAUUGCUGCAAUGGAUGGUCAAAAUGAAGUGAAUGAGGAAGAGGAUCCUGAAGAGCAAAACCUGUUCUGUGAGGGGCAGUUGGAGACAAAGCUCCUGUGCCCUCUCUGUCGUGGGAAAGUAAAUGGCUGGGUUGUUGUUGAGGCUGCUCGCCAGUUCAUGAAUGUAAAAGCUAGGAGCUGCUCCUGUGAGACAUGUGAUUUUUUUGGGACUUACGCAGACCUCAGGAAGCAUGCGAGACUCGAACACCCCCUUGUGCGGCCUACAGAGGUGGACCCUGAGCGGCAGCGCAAUUGGAGGCGGCUAGAACAGGAAAGAGACCUUGGCGAUGUGGUUAGCACGAUUCAGUCAGCUUUUGGGGAUGAGAUGGGAAAUGAAUAUGUUAUUCCGUUCAGUGGAAGAUUGAUUGUCUUUCUAUUGUACCGAGUCCAAAAUGAUCCCAGUGCAAGUCGCAGCCCGUCUGCUGCCUCGAGAAUUCGAUGGCAGUCUGGUGCCUCGAGAAUUCGAGCACAGCCAAGGAGCAGAAGGCAAAUGACUCUAUGGGGGGAGAGCUACGAUAGCGAUAAUGUUUCUGCACCUAGAGAAGGUGACAACGAGACACUAGAAAGUAUGCCAAUUUUGUGGCAACAGCGAGAGAGGAGUCGACGACGACGAACAACACCAGAUAACGAGCCAUGACAAUGAAUGCCCAAAACUGAUCUUCCUGCAUUGUUCGUGGGCUGGUUUGGGGUCAUAAACUCUAGUCUAAAAGGUGGAGAAGCGAAGAGAAAGAUGGCAACUGGCAAGCCUUUUCUCUUCGAGUAGGGAAUUCAUUCGGCUGAGUGCUGAACUGUUCUUGCAUCUUGCAUUCUCACUCUCGCUUGAAGGGAUUUAGGAGUGGAGUAUACAUAAAAAAAAAGAAACAGAAGAAACCAAAUGGGGAAGAAGAACGUCCGUGGUUUGAGUUUUCUUUGUCACCAUUUUUUUCCUUUAAAUUUUUGGUAGAUACUUGUCACCAUUAAUUAUACUUUAUUUGAUCUACCAUACUCUUUAUUGGUGAUGUUGCCAAUAUCCGAAUGCUCUAUUUACCUUUAAACUGUUUAUGUCUGCACUCUGUACAAUAAAAUACGAAGUGGCAUUGGAAAUUAA
Nelumbo nucifera (sacred lotus) is the source of this 1846-nucleotide messenger RNA. RefSeq lists its product as uncharacterized. Lineage: Eukaryota; Viridiplantae; Streptophyta; Magnoliopsida; Proteales; Nelumbonaceae. The record is from RefSeq and is a predicted model, not a curated record.